AUGCCUCGAAUCGCGGAUGUAUCCAAUGUCGAGAAGAAUUUUAUUCUUGAAGCACUAAUAUCGUCCAAAUUACGGCUUGACGGGCGCCAGCUCGAUCAAUAUAGGUCCAUUGACCUCACAUACGGCCAGCAGCUUGGCAAUGCUACGGUCACAUUAGGCAAGACAAAGGUCAAUGUCCAAAUCUCAGCAGAAGUGACCAAACCUUCCGAAGAACGCAAAUUCGAUGGCAUCUUCACAAUCACCACGGAACUCAGCCCGAUAGCCUCUCCUGGAUUCGAGAUUGGUCGACCCACGGAGCAGGAAGUGCUGUUGUCGCGCAUUUUGGAAAAGGCAAUCCGAAGAUCUCGAGCAAUCGACACAGAGUCGUUGUGUAUCGUGGCAGGUCAGAAGUGUUGGUCAGUCCGUGCCGACGUCCACGUAUUAGACUUUGACGGAGGCCUAACCGAUGCGUGCUGCAUUGCCACGAUGGCUGCAUUACACCACUUUCGAAGACCAGAAGUUUCCGUCGAAGGUGAGCGUGUCACCAUACAUACCAUGGCCGAGCGUGUCCCUGUACCGUUAAGUAUUCUUCACUCGCCGAUCUGUGUAACUUUCAGCUUCUAUGCAGAUGGCGAGCUAGUACUUCUGGAUGCAACAGCGAAGGAGGAACAAGUCCGAGAGGCUGAGAUGGUGGUGACAGCCAAUGAUUUCGAGGUCUGCCAGAUUGCCAAGCAUGGAGGAAAGCCAGUGGAUCCAGCCAUUGUGGUGAAGUGUUUUCAGGUUGCCAUUUUCAAAGCGCGAGAGAUGAACAAGUCCAUGCGAGCGAGGCUGACAGCAGACCUGGCUAAAAGAGAUAUUCGUGGUCAGUCUGCAGAAAAUGAACGUGGUGAAGCACCUAUUGGUUGA
Lithohypha guttulata is the source of this 885-nucleotide messenger RNA. RefSeq names its product 3'-5'-exoribonuclease (gene RRP45). Gene Ontology annotation, molecular function: mRNA 3'-UTR AU-rich region binding. Gene Ontology annotation, biological process: U5 snRNA 3'-end processing; nuclear polyadenylation-dependent rRNA catabolic process; exonucleolytic trimming to generate mature 3'-end of 5.8S rRNA from tricistronic rRNA transcript (SSU-rRNA, 5.8S rRNA, LSU-rRNA). The record is from RefSeq and is a predicted model, not a curated record. Gene Ontology annotation, cellular component: nuclear exosome (RNase complex); cytoplasmic exosome (RNase complex). The transcript has 2 exons. NCBI's taxonomy places the organism in Eukaryota, Fungi, Ascomycota, Eurotiomycetes, Chaetothyriales, Trichomeriaceae. Bases 1 to 885 code for a protein of 294 amino acids.